CACUGCACGAGAACACGCCGCCUCCCUCCGCCGCAAGAACCCUUCUCUAUUAUUAGCAUCAACAUCAUCGCUCAGCCCAAAAAGGGCCGACUGUGCGCCAAAGUAUAUCACAACCUCAAGACUCGACAUCUUCGUGGCGAAAAUACCCCGCUAUCGACUCUCGUUGGUAAUUAUCGAGACUCUUCGUCUCUAGAGAGGGCCUGCGCCGGCUCAAUUCUCUACUCGACCCGCCUGAGAAGCUUGGGAAUCCCCAUCUCUCAGUCGAAAACCGUCGAGGAUAUACCGGGUCUGCCACAUACCCACACGAAGCUCGGGACUGAAGGAAUAGGAUUGUAGGAUAUAAUUUCUGGUCGCGCGAAGGAUCGAUAGAGAUUGGGGGAGUUAAAUUAGACGCGUCGCUAGGCUCCAGCACCACUACGAUACCCAUUUAUCGACGGCACCUUCAUUACGACUAACCGGGACUUGGCGCGCAUUCAUCAUGGGUCGUCGCAAGAUCGAGAUCAAGGCUAUCAAGGAUGAUAGAAAUCGCUCAGUAACGUUUCUGAAGCGUAAAGGAGGGCUGUUCAAGAAGGCGCAUGAGCUUUCCGUCCUCUGCUCCGUCGACGUCGCGGUCAUAAUAUUUGGCAACAACAAGAAGUUAUACGAAUAUUCGUCUUCGGAUAUUGGAGAGAUCCUGCAACGGCACAACUUUUAUGGCGGCGCAAACGAGCACAAGGGUCCAUCGGACUUCAGCGGCAAACGAGACGACGAUGAUGAGGAUGACGACGGCUCUGUCAUGGAUGAAGGCCACCCACCAGAAGGAGAGCCCAUGAUGCCACCGCAUUUCCAAUCCCAGGCGGCGUUUCAGCACAUGCGACAAGCUCCCUCGGCUUCACCUCCUAUACAGAACGGCACGCAUUUCCAGAAUAUACAGCGCCAGCACACACCUCAGCCACCGCAGCUAGGGUCUCGGCCAGCGUCACGGAAUGCUCCUCAUCGCGUAAACUCGAAUCUGGCGCAACAGCAUAUGCAGCAGGGGCCUCAGCCUUCGCCUCCUAUGAACAGCUACUCGUAUAUGCCGCAGCCGGGGAUGUACAACCCACAACAGCAUGGGCAGAACAUGCCUCCACACGUGCAAAAUAUGCCGCUACAUAGCCAACCGCCGCCGCAGCAGCAGCAGCCCUCAUAUCAGUACCAAGGUCCGCCGCCACCGUCUCACCAGCUUCAGCAGGUGUAUAUGGAAGAGCAAAGGCGAUCGUCAAUGCCUCCCGUGUUUCCAAAGCAAGAACGUCAAGAAUCGGGGCCUAUGAAUACUCCUCCGCAACCGCAACAACGGCAAAUACCUCCCCAGCAGCAGCACCAACAACAACAGCAGCAGCAGCAGCCACAACAUCAACUAGCACCUCCACCUCCCCAGCAACACCAUCCAUCACCUCAACAACACCACCAACCGCCGCCGCAACCCCAACAGUCACACAACACGGGGCAGAUGUUCGAGCCAAAACGACCCUCCGUUAAAUCCCGUAGCAUCUUCACCCCCAUCGACGAAUCCCGCUCCAUCCUCUCCCAGCACUGGAUCUCAUCCACCUCCGCCCCCGAGCCAACCCGCGGCGAACCCGCACUCACCAACCGCGCCUCCACCUCCUCCCUCGACUCCCGCAACGGCACCAUCAAACCCCCCCCAUCGCACGCCACAAACCACGCCAUCAAGCCUCCCCCCUCUUCCGACAAAUUCACACCCCCAGCCGGUCCACCCUCCCUCACCAACUCCGUGCAACUAAGCGGCAAGCGACCCCGCCUCACUGUCCAGAUCCCCGAUGAACCCUCGGAUGGAGGUGAAGCAACAGGCGCAUCCACCAACUCCCCCCGUGAAUCAAACGAUACCGGUUCCCACCCCUCCCAACGCGGCGGGCCAGGCACAGACGCAAGUCACAGCUCCGGCGUCGUCCUCCCCCCCCCUCCCCCUCCGCAUCCGCCCUCCUCAGCGCCGGCGCCUCGGGUCCACCAAACCCCUUCGCGCGCCCCCACCCACCAAACCAAGGCGGCGGUGGGGCUCCCGGUGGCGGUGGCCGGGGCGGUGGUGGGAAUGAAAUCGAAACUCCUGUCUCUGCUCUCCCCAGCCGAUUCAUGA
Pseudogymnoascus destructans is the source of this 2110-nucleotide messenger RNA. RefSeq lists its product as uncharacterized. Gene Ontology annotation, molecular function: DNA-binding transcription factor activity, RNA polymerase II-specific; protein dimerization activity; RNA polymerase II cis-regulatory region sequence-specific DNA binding. The transcript has 3 exons. NCBI's taxonomy places the organism in Eukaryota, Fungi, Ascomycota, Leotiomycetes, Thelebolales, Thelebolaceae. The record is from RefSeq and is a predicted model, not a curated record. Gene Ontology annotation, biological process: positive regulation of transcription by RNA polymerase II. The coding region runs from base 479 to 2110 and encodes 543 amino acids.